AUGAUUGAAAUGGAGCAAUAUGUUUUGGCAGGUGAUUGUCCCAUUAAACUUCAGCCUGUUAAGUUAGCUGUGGAGUUUGGGGCUUCAGCCUCAGCUAACUGUUCCACAACCAUCAACCACCAUGGCAUGGGCUGGGAGGCAUCGGAGGGAGCAGUAGACAUGGUGGACGAUGUCCAGUUCAUCACCUGGAGGGUAGAGAGCCUCACACACUGGGACAUAAAACCAUUUUGCUACAUCAACGCAAACGAGCAGUGCGAACUCACUCUCCAAGUUACUGUUUACAAGCCUCCAGACCGGGUUUCCAUCAGCACUGUGCGUCACACAGGGCCGAUGAUUGAAGGCAGCCAGUACGAGCUCCAGUGUGAUGUUCAGAAUGUUGCUCCUGUUCAUCUCCUCACUGUGAACUGGUACAAAGGACAACAUCUAGUGAAAAGUGUAGAAUCUGAUCACCAUUCCUCCAUAACCCCAGUAAACUAUUCUAAUACACUCUGGAUCUCCACAAGCAAAGAUGAUGAUGGAGUUCAGUACAGAUGUGAGGCAGAACUGAAACUGGGACCAGAAGGACCUCAAUCUCCUCCUGUAGUGACAUCAGAUCCUCUCAACAUUACAGUGCACUGUGAUUGUCCCAUUAAACUUCAGCCUGUUAAGUUAGCUGUGGAGUUUGGGGCUUCAGCCUCAGCUAACUGUUCCACAACCAUCAACCACCAUGGCAUGGGCUGGGAGGCAUCGGAGGGAGCAGUAGACAUGGUGGACGAUGUCCAGUUCAUCACCUGGAGGGUAGAGAGCCUCACACACUGGGACAUAGAACCAAUUUGCUACAUCAACACAAACGAGCAGUGCUAUCUCAGUCUCCCAGUUACUGUUUACAAGCGUCCAGACCGGGUGUCUAUCAGCACUGUGGGUCACACAGGACCGAUGAUUGAAGGCAGCCAGUACGAGCUCCAGUGUGAUGUUCAGAAUGUUGCUCCUGUUCAUCUCCUCACUGUGAACUGGUACAAAGGACAAAGUCUAGUGAAAAGUGUAGAAUCUGAUCACCAUUCCUCCAUAACCCCAGUAAACUAUUCUAAUACACUCUGGAUCUCCACAAGCAAAGAUGAUGAUGGAGUUCAGUACAGAUGUGAGGCAGAACUGAAACUGGGACCAGAAGGACCUCAACCUCGUCCUGUAGUGACAUCAGAUCCUCUCAACAUUACAGUGCACUUUUACUUGCCAUUCAGCUUCAGUUCAACUCAGUAA
Molecule: messenger RNA, 1236 nt
Organism: Pangasianodon hypophthalmus (striped catfish)
Lineage: Eukaryota; Metazoa; Chordata; Actinopteri; Siluriformes; Pangasiidae
Exons: 5
Coding region: 1-1236 (411 amino acids)
Biological process (GO): cell adhesion
Molecular function (GO): integrin binding
Source: RefSeq, a predicted model, not a curated record